Messenger RNA from Plasmodium berghei ANKA, 1350 nucleotides. RefSeq names its product GAS8-like protein, putative. NCBI's taxonomy places the organism in Eukaryota, Apicomplexa, Aconoidasida, Haemosporida, Plasmodiidae. The record is from RefSeq and is a predicted model, not a curated record. Gene Ontology annotation, cellular component: microtubule; Golgi apparatus; motile cilium. Gene Ontology annotation, biological process: cell motility. Bases 1 to 1350 code for a protein of 449 amino acids. Gene Ontology annotation, molecular function: microtubule binding; small GTPase binding. The transcript has 4 exons.
AUGAUUAAAAAUAAGCUAAAAAAUAAAAAGAAAUCCCGAGUUAAAAACAAUGAUAACACAUUAAAGAAGUUAUCAGUUGAGGAAUUGGGGAAUUUAGUAAAGACAAAAAAGGAGGAAUUAAAUAGGACAAUUCAAAAGAAGAAUUUAUUAGAAAAAAAACUAGACGAAAAAAAUGAUGAGUUAGAAACUUUCAGUAAAGAGUACACUGAAUUAAAAAAUAAAAUAGAAUUGAUCAGUAAAGGGUGUGAAGAAUAUGAUGAAAAGGUAAAUCUGGAAAAGAAAACGAUAAAAAUCAAGUCAGUUUUUUAUAACUUUCAAAAUUCGGACCAACUAAAGAAAUUGGAAAACGAAAAAGAAAAUCUUAAGGUAUUAAUUGAUGAAAAGCAUGAAGAGGCAAUGAAUAAUUUAUUAAAUUACAUAGAAGACGAACGAAUUAAUCUAGAUUAUGUAAAAAAUAAAAACUUUAACGAAAUAAAUGAGUUAAAGACAUCCUUUGAUAUGAAAAUAAAGACAAUCGAAGAAAUAUUUAAAAAGCAUUUAGAAGAAUAUGAUAACGACCAAAAAUAUGAAAUGGAAGAAAUUAUAGAUAAUUAUACUAUUAUGGAAAAAAAUGAAAUAAUUUAUUUAAAAAAUUUAUAUAAUGAUCACAUUAAAGAUAUUAGUGAAAUAUAUAUGAACAUGAUUAAUGAUUAUAAAAAAUAUUAUUUUAAUCAAAUUAGAGAAAACAUAACCAAAAUAAAACUAUUAAAAAAACAAAUAAACGAGUUGGAAGCAAAUGAUAAAGAGGCUAAAAGUGAUAUAAAUAUCUAUAGCACAGAAAACUUAUCUAUGCUUGAAAAUAUAAAAACAUUGGAAAUAAACAGGGAAAAUCUAAACAAAGCCUUAAAGUUUUAUUCAAAAGAUUUCGUGAUGUAUAAAAACUUAGAAUUGAUUUAUAAUGAGAACAAUGUAUAUAUUAAAAAUUUGAAAGUGUUUUCUCACAGUUUCAAGGAAAAAAUAUUGCAAGUUGAAAAUGCUUUUAUAGAUUUAUCGAAAAAUGAAAAUGACGGUUUUGAUGAUUAUUUUGAAAAUAUUAAAAAUAAAAAUAUGUGUUUGAAAAAUAAAAUAAAAAGUCUUAAUUUGAAUUUGGAGUCUCUAGAUAAAGAGUUAAACUUAUAUAUAAAAGAAAAAGGCAUAAAACAGGAAGAUGUUAUAACAGUUAGAAAGGGAAUAGACUUUUGUAUGCGCACAUAUAAUAAAGAGUUUGAUAACUUGUUAUAUGCUCAAAGAAAAAUAAAAAAGAAAAUGAAAGACAGUGAAAAUAUUUAUGAAAAAAAACUAAAAGAUAUUAAUAUAAAAAAGGAAAAUUAA